This is a messenger RNA of Geodia barretti, 867 nucleotides long. The record is from the annotation of a GenBank genome assembly. Lineage: Eukaryota; Metazoa; Porifera; Demospongiae; Tetractinellida; Geodiidae.
AUGCCCGCUCGCAUCCUGAAUGGUAACGAGAUCGCCGCCGAACUGCGCGCGGAGGUAGCCGAAGGCGUGGCGCAACUGACCGCGUCUGGCGGCCCGCAACCGGGCCUCGCCGCCGUGCUGGUUGGAGACGAUGCAGCCUCGGCGGUUUACGUCCGCAACAAGGGACGCGCCUGCGCUGAGGCAGGUAUGCACUCCGAGACGUUCCAUCUCCCGGUGGACACUCCGCACGACGUGCUGUUGAGUCUUAUCGACCGACUGAAUGCCGACGACAGAUUCCACGGCAUCCUGGUGCAGCUGCCCUUGCCCGCCCAGAUUGAUGAAGCCACGGCAAUCGAGCGCAUCGCACCGGCCAAGGACGUGGACGGUUUGCACCCCGUGAGCCAGGGCAAAAUGCUACAGGGGGAGCCCACCUAUCUGCCCUGCACGCCGUCGGGCGUCCAGCAGGUGUUGCUGCGGUCGGGAUACGACCCGGCGGGCCAGCAUGUGGUAAUCGUCGGGCGUAGUAACAUCGUAGGCAAGCCGUUGGCGGCGUUGCUCAUGCAACGGUCCAUUGGCGGCAACGCCACCGUAACAGUUUGCCACACUCGCACCCGAAACCUGUCCGACAUCACCCGCCAGGCCGACAUUCUGGUGGCCGCGAUGGGGGUGCCCGGCGCGAUAACCGCGGACAUGGUGCGCGACGGCGCGGUGGUAAUCGACGUUGGCAUCAAUCGGGUUGACGACCGGCUGGUGGGCGAUGUUGACUUUGACGCGGUGGCCGCCAAGUCAGAAGCAAUUACGCCCGUCCCCGGCGGCAUUGGCCCCAUGACCAUCGCCAUGCUGCUUAGCAACACGCUGGAUGCCGCCCGUCGUUACUCCUCAAAAUAG